UGGCUCGGGAGCGCGAUGAGCCGCCCGUCCUCCACCGGCCCCAGCGCUAGCAAGCCGUGCAGCAAGCCGCCGCCGCCCCAGCACGCCCCGUCCCCGGCUGCGCCCCCGGCCGCCGCCACCAUCUCGGCCGCGGGCCCCGGCUCGGCCGCGGUGCCCGCCGCGGCGGCGGUGAUCUCGGGCCCGGGCGGCGGCGGCGGCGGCGGCGGCGGCGGCGGCGGCGGGGCCGGCCCGGUGUCCCCGCAGCACCACGAGCUGACCUCGCUCUUCGAGUGCCCCGUGUGCUUCGACUAUGUGCUGCCCCCCAUCCUGCAGUGCCAGGCCGGGCACCUGGUCUGCAACCAAUGCCGCCAGAAGCUGAGCUGCUGCCCGACGUGCAGGGGCGCCCUGACGCCCAGCAUCAGGAACUUGGCUAUGGAGAAGGUGGCCUCGGCGGUCCUGUUCCCCUGCAAGUAUGCCACCACGGGCUGCUCCCUGACCCUGCACCACACGGAGAAGCCAGAGCACGAGGACAUCUGUGAAUACCGCCCCUACUCCUGCCCCUGCCCCGGCGCCUCGUGCAAGUGGCAGGGCUCCCUGGAGGCCGUCAUGUCCCAUCUCAUGCACGCGCACAAGAGCAUCACCACCCUCCAGGGGGAGGACAUCGUCUUUCUGGCCACAGACAUUAACCUGCCCGGGGCCGUCGACUGGGUGAUGAUGCAGUCGUGCUUUGGCCACCACUUCAUGCUGGUGCUGGAGAAGCAGGAGAAGUACGAGGGCCACCAGCAGUUCUUCGCCAUCGUGCUGCUCAUCGGCACCCGCAAGCAGGCCGAGAACUUUGCCUACAGGCUGGAGCUGAACGGGAACCGGCGGAGACUGACCUGGGAGGCCACCCCGCGCUCCAUCCACGACGGCGUGGCCGCGGCCAUCCUGAACAGCGACUGCCUCGUGUUCGACACGGCCAUCGCGCACCUGUUCGCGGAUAACGGCAACCUGGGAAUCAACGUGACCAUCUCCACGUGUUGUCCGUGAGGCGCCGGGGUGAUCUGGGCACGGCGCUCCAUGGUGAAUAAAGGUGUUUUGUUUUGUUUUCGUUUUUUUUUUUUUUAUAGAUGUUCUAAUUCACUGCGUCUUCACAAAAUCGAGUGGCCCCCGUGUCCCGUUUGAGCAGCAGCUUCCCAGCGGGCCUCGGCCCAACGAAGUUCGUUAAACAGGGAGGAGUGGGGUUGGCCUCUUAGCCAUUUGGAGUCUGUUCUGUGAUCUAAAAUCAACUUUAUUAUUACAUCCUGUUCCCUUCCUGAACAGCACUUGACAGGUCGCUCAGGGCUCCCGUAGACCGGGGUGUUGGGAACUGGAGGCUCCCUCCUGCUGGACUCCCUCUGUUGGUCCCUCCAAGUUGACAAAAAGCACAGUGACUGUCGAUAGAGUCCUUAACCUUACUUUUACCUUGUUUCUAGGGGGGUAGGAAUUGUUUCAGUGCAUUUUAAACCGUGUCUCUCAAACUGGGUGGCUAACCGGUGUGCGCAGAAUCACCCGUAGUACUCCUCUUACGCCUGCACGUCUGGGGAGCCUGUGAUGGUCACUGUCCUCAGGUGAUUCUGUUCGACAAUAAAGUUUGAGAAUUACUGGCUUAAAUUGUGGAAAGGGUCCAGAUUUUAAAGGUGCUUUACGACUGCCCUCUACUGAUACUGUUUGUCUUUCUACCAUUUCAUGCCCCCACCACCUACCACUACGCCCAGAUUGAAACCAGAACUGCAGAUCCCCAUGAACACACUCCUGGGAUUUGGUCACUCUCUUAUGUUUGGGGUGAAUUGCCUAGGAAAGCGAAUCGUAUGGCCGUUGAUAGUUGUCCCAUGAUUAGUUUUUGCUCAUCACUAGUACAGAUGACCUGUUUACACGUGGCUUCCCUCGGAGGCCACCCUUGACCGUAGAUGGUGGGACAGACUAGAUCAGUAGAGUUGGAAAAGCUUUAUAACCAGUGUCAUAUGCUUGCUAUUUAAAGGUAUGUGUUGGAUUGUUGUUUUUUGCCACAUUCACUUUAGUUUUGUAAUAAAUAUUUUCCAAAAAUGAA
Canis lupus familiaris (dog) is the source of this 2047-nucleotide messenger RNA. RefSeq names its product siah E3 ubiquitin protein ligase 2 (gene SIAH2). The record is from RefSeq and is a predicted model, not a curated record. Gene Ontology annotation, biological process: proteasome-mediated ubiquitin-dependent protein catabolic process; multicellular organism development. NCBI's taxonomy places the organism in Eukaryota, Metazoa, Chordata, Mammalia, Carnivora, Canidae. Bases 16 to 1008 code for a protein of 330 amino acids. Gene Ontology annotation, molecular function: ubiquitin conjugating enzyme binding; ubiquitin protein ligase activity; zinc ion binding. The transcript has 2 exons. Gene Ontology annotation, cellular component: cytoplasm.